GUCUGCUGAGGGCGAAAUGCUGAUCUCAGAGGAGGAGCUGGAGGCUCAGCGUCAAGCAGAGCGGUACUACCAGGAGCAAAAGCGGCAGGUCGACGCGCAGACCCGACAGUGCCAACAGGAGGAAGAGCGACUGCGACAACAGCAAUUCCAACGGCAGCAGCAGGUACAAGGUGGGCAACGACGGAGACCGUCGCAAGGCAGCGACUGCACCAUUUCCUAACCAACUGAGCAGCUAUAGAAGCUGCGUGAAAACCCACCGAGCGUCAAGAAACAUUCAAGUACAUCAAACCUGAAAGAAGUUAGAUAAAUAGUUAUCCUUAUCAUCGU
This is a messenger RNA of Phytophthora sojae, 327 nucleotides long. RefSeq lists its product as hypothetical. The record is from RefSeq and is a predicted model, not a curated record. Lineage: Eukaryota; Oomycota; Peronosporomycetes; Peronosporales; Peronosporaceae. Bases 17 to 220 code for a protein of 67 amino acids. The transcript has a single exon.